AUGUCCAGUACUGCACCCAACGAUCCUUAUUCCGUCCUUGGCUUGACGUCGGACGCACCCCUCGAGGAAGUCCGUGCGUCCUACCGGAGACUGGCUUUGAAAUGGCACCCCGACCGCCAUGUGGAAGACAAGACCGAGGCCGCAGAGAAGUUCGUGGAGAUACAUGAUGCCUACCUGUCUAUCACCGAAUCACCCUCCGCAAACUCUGUUGCAUCGCCAAAACCUCGACCCCCACAUCCAGAACGGAGCCGGUCUCGUUACGCUUCCGUCCCAGAUGAUGCCUUUCCCAAUGGGUCUUCCGCCUCGCGAAAGGAGGACAUCUAUGCUGACGUACCACGACACACGACACGCAGCGCAUCUUCAACUGUGCUGUCAACCAAUGCUCACGCCUCAUCUCACGCUACUUCCUCGCAUUCCAGACCUUCAGCGACCCACCGCCACACCGACUCCGUCCUUUCUCAGAGCACUAAGCGCUACACCCAACCCCUUUCCUCCAAAAGCUCAACGCCCUCCCUGUCCUCCGCUAGGUCAGCUCGGGAUCCCGCACACUCGGAGUCAGCACAUUUUUCUACUCGUUCGAGGAGUCAUGCCGACCUGAAGGGUAGCAUCCCUGAGAGACCACGCCGCGAGCGCAGUGCAUCUCACAGCUCGACUUCGCGGGCUUCUCGAAGUUCGUCAACAAGUCGUGAGUCUAAUUACGUGCAUGUACCGCGACCCGACCCAUCCGCGCCUCUCGAUCCUCCCUUACAACCCCUGUCACCCCCGAAGCCUGCCGCACGCAAGUCAGAUUCUUCGGAAUGGACGUUCCCACUGGAUCUCUCCCUCGAAGAACUUUACACGGGCACGUCCCAGAAGUUUCGCAUCUCGACCGGUGCGGACGGCGCACACCAGAACGUCCGAGUUGUGAUCCCGCCCGGUUGCAAGCCCGGUACACGUAUUCGUGCAUUGCCGUCUGUCACAUUUGAAGUGCGUGAACGGCCACACGGAUAUCUUCGGCGGGUGCCCACCGGGCAGAGCGCGGAUCUCUUUAUGGCAGUCGAAAUGCCGUGGUCGCCUGGCGCCGAAUGGCCCACCGGUCACGUUGCGUUCACCGGUGUUGACGGAAAGAGCAUGAAAGUGCCGCUUCCUUCCAACCUUGUCCUUUCUUCGCAAGGCUCUCGCGUAUUGGGAAAAGGCAUGCCGAAGCGACAGGACGACAAGAUCACAGGAUAUGGGGACCUCAUUAUCCGAUGGGACCUCAUUAAUACUGACGCCGCGAAGUCCAUCGAUGCUCACUCAAGAUGGGAUGCGCUUAAGAAGGUUCUGCACUUUGGUUCAGGAUAA
Messenger RNA from Peniophora sp. CBMAI 1063, 1323 nucleotides. The record is from the annotation of a GenBank genome assembly. Lineage: Eukaryota; Fungi; Basidiomycota; Agaricomycetes; Russulales; Peniophoraceae.